AUGUCUCCUACAGCGUCAAAAGCCUCGAGUGAGGACCGACGAUCUGAGUCCCUGAUCAACGGAAAUCAGAUCCAGAGAUCUCAAUCGCAGCGUUCCCAGCGAGAGCGCGCUGCAAAUAGCCUUGUACACACACAGAGCCAUGUUUCUCACCACGACAUGCCUGCCAAUGACGACUUCCAUGAGGUUGAUGCAGAGCAAUAUCUACGCUUCUCGCCAGCUCGCAAAAUGACCAUCGUUGCAAUUCUCUCGUUCUGUUCUUUCCUGGCACCCAUCUCUUCAACUUCUAUUUUAGCCGGUAUCCCCGAAGUCGCGAAGACCUACAACACUACAGGAAGUGUGAUCAACGCGAGCAAUGCACUAUACAUGGCGUUUAUGGGUAUUGCGGCUCCUUUCUGGGGGCCUUUUAGCCAAGUCUGGGGGCGACGACCGGUAUUCCUUGUUAGCGCCUUCUUGUUCUCCGUUUUCAGCAUCGGCACGGCUCUAGCACCAAACCUACCAGCCUAUUACAUUUUCCGCGUCUUAACUGCGUUUCAAGGAACAUCUUUCUUGGUCGUGGGAAGCUCGGCAUUGGGCGAUGUGUAUGAGCCUCGAGCACGAGCGACAGCGCUAGGAUGGUUCUUAUCAGGGACGCUGAUUGGGCCGGCCUUUGGUCCAUUCCUUGGUGGAGUGAUUGUCACUUUCCGGUCCUGGAGGGUGAUUUUCUGGCUCCAGACUGCACUUGGAGGCUGCGGUACGCUCCUCGUCUUCUUUUUCUUCCCGGAGACCUACCCAAAUCUGAAAACAAAUGACAUGAGCGACAUAACAAUAUGGCAAAAGGCCAAGUACCUUUGGCAUCGCAUAUCACCCUCUCCAAGCAUUGCCGCUGGAGCUCUUGUCUGGAAUCAGUAUUCUCUCCUGACUCCGAUUCGAUAUGUGCUUAAUCCGCGAUUCCACUUGACCAGUCCUAUCCAGACGGGGCUGUUUUACAUCGCUCCUGGCUGUGGGUAUCUGGUUGGCACAUUUAUGGGUGGACGAUGGGCAGAUCAUACUGUGAAGAAAUGGAUCCGCAAGCGUGGCGGUGUUCGAGUUCCGGAAGACCGACUGAAAUCUUGCCUGAUAUUUUUGGGCGGUGUCAUCCCCGGCUGUAUCCUCAUCUAUGGAUGGACGGUCGAGAAGGCUGUUGGUGGAAUUCCAGUACCUGUUCUUGCCAUGUUCUUCCAAGGAAUUGCGCAGUUGUUCUGCUUCCCCAGUCUCAAUACUUACAGCCUGGAUGUCAUGCAGUCGAGCGGACGGAGUGCUGAAGUCGUUGCCGGUAGCUAUCUGGUCCGAUACAUAUUCGGUGCGUUGGGAUCUGGACUUGUCCUGCCGGCAGUAGAGACCAUGGGCGUGGGAUGGUUUAGUACUAUCAGUGCGCUGUUUUUGAUUCUCUCCGGGGUUGGUGUUUGGUUGACGACUGUCUUCGGUGACCAAUGGCGCGACAAAGCUGAAAAGAAAAGUCAGCUCCAGGCUGGGGAGUCAGUUUCAGAAACACAACCGGACUCGACCAAAGUUGAGAACUGA
Penicillium paradoxum is the source of this 1539-nucleotide messenger RNA. Its product is annotated as putative MFS transporter. The coding region runs from base 1 to 1539 and encodes 512 amino acids. The transcript is spliced from 4 exons. Lineage: Eukaryota; Fungi; Ascomycota; Eurotiomycetes; Eurotiales; Aspergillaceae. Gene Ontology annotation, biological process: transmembrane transport. Gene Ontology annotation, molecular function: transmembrane transporter activity. The record is from RefSeq and is a predicted model, not a curated record.